Oryza brachyantha (malo sina) is the source of this 702-nucleotide messenger RNA. RefSeq lists its product as uncharacterized. NCBI's taxonomy places the organism in Eukaryota, Viridiplantae, Streptophyta, Magnoliopsida, Poales, Poaceae. The transcript has a single exon. The coding region runs from base 1 to 702 and encodes 233 amino acids. The record is from RefSeq and is a predicted model, not a curated record.
AUGGGGGGCGGCCACUCGCACCUCGUCCACCCCGGCCACGCCCUCAGGCGAGCCACCUGCGGCUCCGUCGGGGCGACGUGCGCGCUCUGCGGCGGCCGCGUCGACCUCGGCGAGGCGGCCUACCGCUGCACCGCCGCCGAGUGCGCGUCCUUCUUCCUCCACGACGCGUGCUACCGCUACCCGGAGAGGAUCAAGAGGCACCUCUCCGGCCACAGCCUCGCCCUCACCGCGCGCACCGACGUCGCCGCCGGCGGCUGCACCGUGUGCGCCAGGAGCCUCGACGGCUUCUCCUACGCGUACAGCUGCAGCCAGAGGAGGCACCUCGGCUGCGGCGGCUUCCGCGCGCACCCGCGCUGCGGAAACCUGCCGCCGAAGGCCAGCGCGCCGUCGCACGGCCACCAGCUCGUCCUGCGCGCGCCGGGCGGCGGCGGCGGCGCAGGCCGCCGGUGCGUCCAGUGCAGCAACCAGGCCAGCGGCGGCGGGCAGGCGCGGCCGUGGUCGUACCAGUGCGUGACGUGCAAAGACAAGGAGCUCUGCCUCACCUGCGUGUUCGGCGGCGACGGCGCCCUGAGCUGCUGCUGCUGUAGCCAAUGCGCGUGCGGCGCCGGCUGCGCCGUCAUUUGCGCCGGCCCGGCGGGGUUCGUCUUGGGACACUUCCUCCAUAAACUUUUCCGGGGAUGCACUGGACUCCCAUACACUUAA